GGUUGUCCCACUGCAAAUAAAGGGAGAUAACGGGCUCUUAGUAGCGGCGGAAAACUUUUUAUACUGACAUGUUAGAGCAAUGACUUUUGCGUAACGGUAAAAACUGGGACUAGGCUCCCAGCAUGAUAUAGGGGUCUUACGGGAAGAGGAAUAAGGAACGAUUGCCACGGCCUGGUGGGGGUAAAGAAAGCAGUGAAUCCGUUGAAGUUCAGAAAGAGAGAAAGAGCGAGCAAGAUUUCCGAAAGUUGAGAGUAAUCCAGAAACACAGCGGCGGUGGAAGAGCUAGUGUACCCAUUUGAAAGAUGAGCUUGAUGUCUGCCAUAGACACCAGUGCCUCCGUGUACCAGCCUGCGCAGCUACUGAAUUGGGUCUAUCUCUCUUUGCAAGACACCCACCAAACUAGCGCGUUUGACGCCUUUAGACCCGAACCCAACUCGUCCCACCCGGAGUUGAACUACUGCAAGACUCCCGCCGCGGACUUGAGCUCGUCCCUCAACUCCAAUUAUCUCAACAACUUUUUUCAGCUCCAGCGGAAUGAGGCAUUGAAUAACAGGGUAUAUAAAAAUGUCUCACCAUACGACUCGCUCAACAACAUUGUUGAUGGACUCAACUCCUUGACGGACCACUUCUCCGACCUCUCCCUCUCCUCAGAGCCCCGCAAGCCCAGCAAAAGACCCCCGCCCAACUACCUAUGCCACCUCUGCUUCAACAAGGGCCACUACAUCAAAGACUGCCCCCAGGCACGGCCUAAAGGUGAGGGUCUAACUCCAUACCAGGGGAAGAAGAGGUGUUUCGGAGAGUACAAAUGUCCCAAGUGUAAGAGGAAGUGGAUGAGCGGUAACUCCUGGGCCAACAUGGGACAAGAAUGUAUCAAGUGCCAUAUCAACGUCUACCCACACAAGCAGCGUCCAUUGGAGAAGCCUGAUGGCCUGGACGUCUCAGACCAGAGUAAGGAGCACCCUCAGCACCUGUGUGAGAAAUGCAAAGUCCUGGGCUACUACUGCCGACGCGUGCAAUAACACCUUAAUAUAUACCCCCCCCUUGCUUCACUCCUCCCCACCCUCUCAUCCAUCCUCCUUCUCCUCUCCCCAUCUCCAUCACCUGUUCCUCACCCCUUCCACUCCUCCUCCCCCUCCCCCACUCCAUUUCCCAUCCCCUCUGAAUUAGCCGGUAAACCUACUUUUGGGGAGGUUUGUCACUAAACACAGUUCCUGGUCAUUAUCCCUACACCUACUGGCCCUUUCUUAAUGGUAAAGGAGUGAGAGAAACUGAUCCAAGAUCUGUACUUAGUGAUUAAAAGCCCACAAAGUGCUCUUUCUAAACAGUGAUAAAACCCCACAAAGUGCUCUUUUUAAACAGUGAAAACUUGCCUAAAUAAUUGUAUGUAAAUAUCCUCAAUCAUGACAGGGCCUUGUAGCCUUGUGUACCCCACGCAAUGUGUGUGUAUAAUGUGAUAUUGUUCUCACUGACAGUAUUGCCCUCUCUUUGGUUUCAUUACCUCACUUUGGGCUCUGUUGAUUUUGUGGUUACAGAAGAGUUUUCCCUGCCAAGUGAAGUGUGUGUGGAUGUUCUGAGUAUUAAAACAGACAGAGACAGGGCUUCUAGUGAUGGUAAUGUAACAAAGGUCCCUAAACCUUCUAUCGUCAUGGGUUCAAGUCGGGGUCAAUGUCUGGUCAAAGGUCAACCUAUACAUUAAUAACUGUGAAUGAAUUAUGAAUUGAUUAUUGAUUGAUUAACUGAGGGAUACCGCACCAUACAUCCCUGGCUUACAUGUUAUAUGUGGUGUAUUUAUUAUUUGUCGUCUGUUUGUCUGUUGUGCAAUUUUGAAUUGAUUUUAACUGGGAUAUAUACAAGUAACUGUCAAAAUCUAGGUAACACCAACAUAGUGUCUUAACAGGACCAGCUUCAAUGAACUGUGGCAUAGAUUCUACAAGUGUCUGGAACUCUAUUGGAGGGAUGCGACACCAUUCUUCCAUGAUAAAUUCCAUCAUUUGGUGAUCUGUUGAU
This is a messenger RNA of Salvelinus namaycush (lake trout), 2007 nucleotides long. RefSeq names its product zinc finger, CCHC domain containing 24 (gene zcchc24). The transcript has 4 exons. The record is from RefSeq and is a predicted model, not a curated record. The coding region runs from base 303 to 1019 and encodes 238 amino acids. Gene Ontology annotation, molecular function: zinc ion binding; nucleic acid binding. Lineage: Eukaryota; Metazoa; Chordata; Actinopteri; Salmoniformes; Salmonidae.